AUGGGGAUUGUUCUGGAGAAUUUGAUCUCCCAGACGCCAAAGGGCCGGGCCAGCAGCCUGCCCACUACCUCUGGCGGCAAGUUCUUCCAGCUCUGGGACCUAGGACUCUUCUGCAGCGAGCGCCACCUGGCCACGCGUCUCAAGAACAACAGUUUCUACCCGUUCACGCAGCAGCAGCCAGACGUCUUUGUCCUCGAGUACUACCUCGACACGUUGUGGAAAGGGACGCUGCUCUUCAUCGUCUGCGUGAUCCUGGUCAGCUUCAGCUCCCUAAGACAGGUGCAGGAGCAGGAGACUUGGGGCUUCCCUAUGUAUGGCAUGGGCGUGGGCCUGUGGCUCAUCAUCUCGUCGCUGCCGCGGCGCCGCCUGGUGCUCAACCACACGGGCGGCAUGUACCACUUCUCCAUACAGGGCCGCACCGUGAGCCAAGGCCCCAUGCACCUGGUCUACGUGCGCCUGGCGCUCAGCUCGGAUGCCCACGGGAGGUGCUUCUUUCAGCUGGUCCUUGGCGGCCACAGGCUGGAGCCGCUGGUGCUGGUGCAGCUGUCAGAGCGCUACGAGCAAAUGGAAUACUUGGGCCGUUACAUCGCUCGGAAACUCAACAUUAACUACUUCGACUACCUGGCCAUGUCCUACCGGCACGUGGUCCGCCACUGGCCGCUGGGGGCCGCUUUCAGCCCCGGCAUCGUGUUGCGCAAGAACCCCGUCUACGACAGGGACAGGCUGAGCCUCUCUCAGUCCGACCUGGAGGUGUGA
Propithecus coquereli (Coquerel's sifaka) is the source of this 756-nucleotide messenger RNA. It is a transcript of the gene CATSPERQ, whose product is annotated as transmembrane protein 249. The coding region runs from base 1 to 756 and encodes 251 amino acids. The transcript has 7 exons. NCBI's taxonomy places the organism in Eukaryota, Metazoa, Chordata, Mammalia, Primates, Indriidae. The record is from RefSeq and is a predicted model, not a curated record.